AUGGGAGCAAAUCAAUCAGUCGAUUUAUUGGUCGGCGAAAAAUUUGAAGAAACAUCUUUUAAUUUAAGGAAUGAUACUCAUUUAGUUAGAGAAAUGAACACUGAUUUAUACGGAGAAUCGCAGUUAAUGUAAUACAAGGAAUCUCUACAUCAUCCUUAUUUAGUCUUGAAAUCGCGCUUGCUUGCUAGUAAAUCUGAAUAUGAAGAAUUCAUCAAAGAACCUUAAAAGCGCAAAAAUAUGAGAUCUCCUUAUUUAAUUCCUCUUUUAAAUAUUUAUCAGAUAAAAUAAUAAGACUAUUGCAGUAAAUACUUCAAGGUAUAUAUGCUCUAUGCAUAUUGCGAAAAAACACUUUUUGAUGCCAUGAUUGAAAUGAAUGAGUUGUAGUAGACUUUCAAGGAAUAAGAAAUUAUUCAAAUGAUUGAAAAUGUCCUUCAGGGAUUAAUUUUUUUGAAAUAAAAUGGAAUUUCUCAUGACACAAUUAAAGCUAGUACUAUUGCUAUAGCUAAUAACUCAGAUAGUUAAAAUGUUAGUGGUAUUGCAGAUUAUCUUUGUAAUAGCUAUAAAAAAGUAAAUACAAGUAAUUCUGCUAACAAGUAAGCUAACAUAAAUCAAGAUCUUGAGAACACUAACUUUUUAAGUUUAGCAAAUGUGAAAUAUUAAAUAGCUGAUUCAAAAUUCAUGCACAAUGGAAAAGAUGCAUAUACUUCAGCUAUUUUAGGGGAGAAUUAAGAUUUCUAUUUAUCACCUUAGCUUUUUACCAGAUUGAAGCACAGAUAUGUUUAAGGAUUCAAUGCAAAUAAGCCAGAAGAACAGCGUUCAAACGAAGUUUCAUAGGUUUUCAGCUUAGGUCUUGUUGCAAUAGAGAUGGCAACUCUAAAAAGCGUUAGAAAAAUUUAUGAUUUCGAUUAUUAUAGUUUGAAUAAGGGAAAGCUGCUUGAUAAAUUAGGCCUUAUUUCCAACCUUUAUUCUCCUUAGCUUGCUUACAUUAUCGCUAAAAUGAUAACAUUCAGUGAAAAAGAUCGCUUUACUUUCAAUUAGACUCUUGAUUACAUACAUAACUAUUAACAAAAUCCUCAAUAAUUUCAUGAUAUUGACUUUAUACCUUCAAUGAUUUUAGAAAAUUAUAAUGCUGGUCAUACAGAAGCAGAUUUUCAUGGAAAUGCAUCUCAAAAUUCUUAAGUGUAAAUAAAAACUUUAGAAGAUGAAGAUGAUUUAAUAAAAAGAGCUCGCUAAAAUGCCUUAAUUAAUAAAUAAGGUGAUAAAAAUUUUGAUUAGCAGGAAGAUGCAGCUAACAACAUAAAUAUUAUAAGAAAUAGUAAUUUGUCAGAUGAACAAAUUAAAAGCAGAAGUAAAUCUCCAAGUAUUACCCCAUCAGCAAAAGAAAAUUAUUAAAAAGAUUUUGCAACUCCAAACAAAAAUAUUAACAAUGUUUUUACCCCAGGCUAAACCAAUUCAAGCUAACACUAAAGAGGUUUAAGCACAGCAUUGCAUAACUAAAACUCAUAUACAAAUUAAAAGAAUACUUUUCUUUCCCCAUCAGAAAAUUUGUAGAGAAGCAUUAAAAAUAGCAAUCCAUAAUAUUCUAUUUCAGAAUAUAAUAAUAUUAAUACUCCUUAAUAAUAUUAGCCAGAAAGUGACUCUUAGCUUCGCUUUCAUAGAGAUGAAGUACUCAAUUCUGCUUACCAAAGCUAAAAUCUUAUCAGCAGCUCAAAGAAUAUAGGAAGACACUCUUAGAAACCAUCUAACCCUCAAUCUAAAAUAGCCUCUUAAGAUUUAAGUAGCUAUGAUCAACCUGAUUUUAAGUUAGAUAAAGAAUACGAAAAAAGCGUUGACUUUUAAAACACAGUUUACUACAAUAAGAUGAGACCUACUGAGCCACUAGAUUAAAAAAAAUACAGCCAUUAAUACUCUUAAUCCUUGAUUGCAAGCUCAUUAAAUAACACAAUUAAAGCAUAAAGUAACCCUUAUACUUCUCAAAAUUAAAAAGUAGAGUAUUAGAUUAACCAAAAUAAGAUUGAUCAAAACUUAAUUAAUUAAUAAGAGCGUAUUAAAUAGAGUAGUUAAUCGCACAAUCUCUACAGCAAGAAUUUAAGUGAAAUAUUAAACGAAAGUAACAACAUACAAUUCAAUAACAAAUUCCCUAAUAACUCCAAAUCUUAAUUUAUCUCUCCACAAAUACAUAAUGAUAAUUCAAACAUAAAAAUAAAUCCACCAUAAGUUAAUUUAUCACCUAAGCAGAAUAAUUAAGAAUAGAAAUACCAAAUGCGUUUGCCUUCUCAAAAAAGUCUUAGAAGUGAAAGUUUGAUUGGAAGUCAUUUAGAUAUAGAUUAAUAAAAUUAAAAAUAUUCAUUAAAAUUCUCUCCUAAAAAUAUAUCUCAUGCACAAUAAUCUCCAAACUUCUUUAAGAGUCAAAAUUAAACAUCUGAAUUAAAAAGAUCUGCCCCUUCUAAAUCAGUUCAUGUAUCAAACCCUUCUGAAUUAUUUAAUUAGAAUGGUUAAAUUUUAAACUCUGACUAAUUUAACAGAAAUAGAUAGCAUAUUAACAAAUUUAUUUAACAACCUUUAAACUAAAAUAUGCUUCAAGUUCCUUAGAAGCAGCAAUACUACUUCAAAAAUUAAAAUUCUCAUAAUUCAUCUGCCCAGCAAAAUGAAGAUUCUGUUCAAAUAUCUGUGGCAAAUGAAACAGAUAUGAAUAAAUAAGAAUAUCCUUAAUAAAUGAUAUAUAAUUUUGAUGCAAAGUUGAUUUAAGAUACAAAAGAUAGAUAGUUGUUUGUCCCUCAACAAUCGCAAUAUUUACAAAUGAGUAAUGGAUAAAUUUAGGGUAUUCAAAGUAAUGGUAAUAAGAUGAAUAUGCAAAAUUUUGAGAGGAGAAGUAAUAUGUCAGAAUAAAACAAUAGUUAGGUAAAUUUGAGUUAAAAUUUGCAAAAUGUGGUUGAGUCAAGCUAGCCAAAUCACAUCCAAAGCACUAGUUACAACUAAUUGUAAAAAAAAGAAAACCAAAAUAUUUAUUAAAGCAAAUCGAAUACCCCUAUUUAGCAAUCAUAGAAUCAAUUAAAUGUUUUAAAAUAUUCUUAAAGACUUUAAAAUUAAGAUAUUCCUAUCUAAUAAUUAAAGAGCUAGAAUUUAAAUAAUAAUUAUCUAUUUUAGUCUUCAAAUUCAAUCGCCAUAGCUCAUAACUUGAUAAACGGAAGUGGCCAAAUAGACUAAAGCAACAGCAUAAAGGAGUAGCCAUUUAUUUAACCACCAGUUUAGAACGUGUAUUAAUUUUAUUAGGAUAAAUCAAACAAUGUGAGCUAGACCGAUAGAGUUAACAUUAAAAGUAUUAUAAAAGAAAAAAAUACUGAAAACAUGCUUGAUAACUCGCUGAUAGAUUAAAAUUUGCUAAUAAAUGGUCCACCAACUCCUCGCAAAUCAAUUAGAGGUAGCAAAAACAUGUACCGUUUAUAUGAAAAAUCACCAAAUAAAGAUGAUCUGCACUAUAAAUUAGAGAAAGUUUCAAUACCCGAAGAAGAAUAUAGCAAAGAUGUUUAAUAAACAAUUAAAGAGUUAGAAUAAAAAAUUAAAGACUUUGAUAAUAAAAUGUAAAAGUAAAAAAUGGGAACUAGUUAGUAAGAAAUGUAUAAAAAUAGUCAAGAAGAACAACAAUCUGCUUUCUAAAAGUUUUUAAGUUCUUUCAGCUGUAAGACAAAUUAAAAUGUCAUUUAAGAUUAAUAAAAAUAAAAUACUGAUAAUAUGCCUACUUAGAAAACACCACUCAAGUAUCUCUUUACUGAAGAUAGAAUUUCUCCUGAAAGAUUCCCUAUAUCAGAAGAUGAAUACUAUAAUCAUUUUGAAAACCGUAAUUCUAAUUCUCAAUAGAGAUUAUCACCAAAUCCAUACAGCAACAGCAGGCAAAAUAGCUUCUAUAAUACCUCAAUGAACCAAAGAUAAAAUAUUAGUAAUAGCAAAUCUCCUGUAUAAAAUUCAAGGGACAUGAAAGCCUUCUUCCAAAAAACAGCUCCAUUUGCAGAAAAUUAUAAUUGA
Molecule: messenger RNA, 4023 nt
Organism: Tetrahymena thermophila SB210
Lineage: Eukaryota; Ciliophora; Oligohymenophorea; Hymenostomatida; Tetrahymenidae
Product: kinase domain protein, putative
Exons: 2
Biological process (GO): protein phosphorylation
Molecular function (GO): protein kinase activity; ATP binding
Source: RefSeq, a predicted model, not a curated record